This is a messenger RNA of Sorex fumeus (smoky shrew), 3184 nucleotides long. It is a transcript of the gene DNAJC28, whose product is annotated as DnaJ heat shock protein family (Hsp40) member C28. The coding region runs from base 331 to 1491 and encodes 386 amino acids. The transcript has 2 exons. The record is from RefSeq and is a predicted model, not a curated record. Lineage: Eukaryota; Metazoa; Chordata; Mammalia; Eulipotyphla; Soricidae.
UGAGGGCGGGGCCUAGUUCCCGGGAGACGGGACGGAGCGCCCCUAAGGGCGUGUGUGGUGUACGUGUGUGGUGUUGUCUGUGGUAGAGUUCGCUCUAAGGGAGAUAUUUAGAUCCCCCUAGGGGAGAUAAGACAAACAGCCCCGAAGAUUAUAUAAGAUUCUGCGCUCCGCAGUAAAUACCGGCAGAUGAUCUAGUCCGGCCGAGUCACCUGGGGAGUGAAGGGCAAACGGCAUGCGCAUGCGCGCAGGCGCCGCCGGGGGGCGGGAGCCCGCCGAGCCCCUUCCCCAAAGCGGUGAAGAUCGUUGCUAGGAAGAACUCUGGGUACCUGUAUGAACAUAAUGCAUGUGAUGAUGGCUCCGAUAUUGAGAUCACAUCUGAUAAAUAUUUCAAUGAUUCCAAGUCGAAUGAAAAUGCUCCCGCAUCUUGAUCUCAUUAGAAAUAGAAUGAUGUCAACCUUUAUAUCUAAAAAGAAGAUCAAAGAAUAUUAUAGGCUGCUGAAUUUGCAGGAAGGUUGUUCCGCAGAUGAUGUCAGGGAAUCUUUCCAUAAGCUGGCCAAGCAGUACCAUCCAGACGGGGGUUCUGAUACAGCUGAUGCUGCCACAUUUAUAAAGGUAGAAGAAGCUUAUCGGAAGGUGCUUUCCCAUGUGACAGAACAAACUAAGACCAGAAAGAGUAAAGUUGCAGAAGCAGAAGAGGAGGAGGAAAAGUUCGGAUAUAAAACACCCCAACACCGGCACUACUUAAGUUUUGAAGGUGUUGGUUUGGGAACCCCAAGCCAACGAGAGAAGCAAUAUAGGCAAUUUAGAGCAGAUCGUGCAACUGAGCAAGUGAUGGAGUACCAAAGGCAGAAACUAGAGAAGCAGUAUUUUGCCCAUAGUUUAACUGUGAAAGAUGUAAGACAGAGUAAACAACAAAAAAUCACUCAAGCGAUCGAGCGUUUAGUGGAGGAUCUCAUUCAAGAAUCAAUGGCAAAAGGAGACUUUGAUAAUCUUAGUGGGAAAGGAAAACCUCUUAAAAAAUUCUCUGGCUGUUCGUAUGUUGAUCCCAUGACUCACAACCUCAACAGAAUAUUGAUAGACAAUGGAUACCAACCAGAAUGGAUCUUAAUGCAAAAGGAAAUAAAGGAUACUAUUGAUCAACUCCGAAAGGCAAUCUUAGUGUCAAGGAAAAAAUUUGGGAAUCCAAUGACCCCCACUGAACAGAAACGGUGGGACCAAGUUUGUGAGGAGUUUCAAGAAGACAUCAAAAAGCUUAAUAAGAGAAUUAAUGAUUUUAAUUUAAUUGUUCCCCUCCUGACGAGGCAGAAAGUCCACUUUAAUGCACAGAAAGAAAUUGCCAGAGCCGAGGAAACAUAUGCAGCCCUUAUGAAAACACAGGAAGUCACAGAAAAAAAGGCAGUUGACUCUGACCAGGAAGAAGGGGAGAAAACGCCUGUGGUCAAGACAAGUUUCUUUAACUGGAUGAAUGUAUGGAAAUUCAUUAAAACAUGACUUUUUCAAUAUUGACAACCACAAUAAUGACCCACAUCAUUUGCAGCCUGACUGACAUUAUCCGUGGAGGUUUAUUGCUGUAAUACAAGCAUCUGAGAACUGUGUCUCUGUCCAUUUCCAAAACAAAUCACAUCCUCAUGAGUUGUGAAGAAAAAAAAAUGGACCAUAAGAAACAGCUGCACCAGCCAAAGCCAGCUUUGCUUCAAGGCUAUAACAAGGAAAGAAAAUUUCUAAGAAAAUGUACUGGAUCCAUUUUUGAGUUUAUUAGUCUUCAAUGAAAUCUGACAGGGAUCCAAGAGCUUUCAGAAGUCUCACUGCAAUUCUCAGCUCUGAUAACGUGCAAAGAGUUGUUUGCUAUUUUCAAACACAGUCUUGAACAUCAGCACCAGCGACAAAGCUAACAGUGUGUUAUGAAGAGACACAAAAUUAAAGAGGUAUGAAGUAUAGGCAAAUAAACCUCCAAAUGAUGAUGCUUGCUUCUUACAAAUCUGCUAACAGUGUUUAUACCUGAAAUUAUUUUGAGUUCAAGAAUGUUCAGGGGGAGGUGGUGGCCAGAGCUGUAGUACAAAAGGUAGAGUGCUUGCCUUGCAGGUGGCCGACACAGGUUCAAUAUCUGGCACCACCAGCAUCACCAGGAGUGAUCCCUGAACACAAAACCAGUAGUAAGCCCUGAGCAUAGGUGAGUGCAGCCCAAACUGAAACAUCAAAACCAAGAAAGUUCUUUUUUUAAGCUUGUUUUGUGAAUGGAAGUAUUAAGAGCUGUAACUUAAUGUUUUGUUUUUUUUUUGGGGGGGGGGGGUCCUCACUCGUGAUGCUUGGGUUACUCCUGGCUCUGAACUCAGGAAUUACUCCUGGCGGUGCUUGGGGAACCAAAUAGGAUGCUGGGGAUCGAACCCAGGUCUGCCGUGUGCAAGGCAAAUGUACUCCCUGCAGUACUAUUGCUGUAGCCCAUUGCUUCACUCUUAAAAGUAAAGACCUCCAUGGGCUGCAGAAAUCAAUCAACAAAGCUAUUCCAGAAAUAGAUACCAACAUUCAUUUUUAAGGUGUUCCAGUUAAUUUUCUAAUCUUUGGAAAGUAGGGGGGAAAAGUCUUUGAGCUCAGUGGAAAUUAAAAGGUUCAGCUCUGGGUACAUCUCUAAUGAGAGAGUGAACUGCUUAAUUACUUCUAUCUGAAGUGUGUGUGUGUGUGUGUGUGUGUGUGUGUGUGUGUGUGUGACUAGACUCCUGAGAGGCAUUUUCAGCACUAUGGAAUCUCAUUUUACUGCCCUUGGGAUCUAAUGUCCUGUCUUAGGUAACACUCUAGAAAACAGAGAAAGUCUGAAUUUUGUGCCAGAUUAUACCUUUUGGAAAUGAUGAGAUCAACAUUCAUGAGAUUGGCAGGUUCCCAUGCACUGUCAGAAAAUUUGACUUUUGGGUUUGUGUAACAGACAACACUGCAUGAGAGAUGGGUGCAGAAGUGUGGACGUGCCACUCUGGUCUUGCAAGAACCAGUUGCUUUGUGGGUAACUGGUCCUUCUGCUUAGAUGGAGUCAGCACAGUUGGAAUAAGUACAUGGUUAUUUAAUUGAAUGAGUUGUCAUUUGACUUCCACAAUGGUAGAAGUACUUGUCACAAAUUGUGAACUUUUUAAAAUAUAGUUAUGAUAAACUAUAGCCUGAAAACAUUUUAGAAGGCCUUGAUUCUGUGAAUCUUCUU